ACGCUAGUAGCACUAGAGCCACCAGAGUUACAUAUUGUUUAACAAGAUUUUAGAGACUGCAGUGCCGAUAGCAAAUAUCUUCAUGUUGAAGUUUAUAGUUGCAUUUAUUUUAAUCACAAAAUGCGUUUAUGGAGAACAUUUAAAUAUCAAUAAUGUAAUUGAAUUGGAACUGAAUAACACAAAUACAAAUCAUAGGUCAUAUUUUGGAUAUUCGUUGCUUUUACAGAAAGGAAAUCCAUCUCAGGUUAUCGUUGGUGCUCCCAAAUAUAGUACUAAAAAUGGAGGAGCAAUAUUUGUUUGCGAAUUAAUUCCGAACAAAGAAUGUAGGCAAUAUGGAUUUAAAGUCCCAAGUGCAGGUUCUAUGAAUGGAAAUUUCUUGGGUCUGAGUCUAGACGGAGAUGAAUUUGUAGGGGGUUUGUUUGUGACAUGUGCGCCCAGGGUUGUACAAGCAUUUGCUCCCAGAUCAAGAUAUGGAUUUUACAGAUUGCAUGGGAGAUGUUAUCGACACGAAAAUUCGUCUCUUAUAGAUACUCCAAAUAUUGAAUAUAAUGAAAUAUUUCCUAGUGAUAUAACUACGAGAUCGCAGGUUCAGCUUGGAUUUGACAUCUUCUACCAAAAAGACAAAAACAUAUUGACUGGAUGUGUAGGAGCUAAUAGGACUACUACAAAUAUUACGUCUGGCACUAUUUUAACAGGACCUUUGUUUGAUAAGGAUUUAUCAUCAUGGAAUUUUGUAACCAAUAGAUUUCCAGAAAGCAAAGACUACGAUUAUAUAGGUUACAAAGUCGGUGUUGCCAAAUAUCAACAAAAUGAAUACGUUAUUGGUGGAGCACCUAGAGCUGAAAGCUGUAGGGGCCAGGUGCUAACUAUCAACAAAGGAAAAGUAGUAAAUAAGAUUUUUGGUGAUAGUGAUGCUUUGGGCUCAUAUUUCGGAUCAUCAUUUUUAGCUGUUGACCUUAAUAACGAUAAUUCAGAUGAGUUGUUUAUUGGUGCACCGAUGACUGCAGGAAAUACAUUUGAUGAAGGAUGCGUAUUUUACUACAACGAUAUUUCUGCAACAGUCCAUAGUGCAAUCCUCUAUGGCAGCAAAAGAAGAGGAGCAAGAUUCGGUACCAGUAUCGUUAACUUAGGAGAUAUAAAUUUGGAUUCGUUUAUUGAUAUAGCAAUAUCAGCCCCAUUUGAGGACAAUGGUAUUGGUGCUGUUUAUAUUUACAUGGGUACCAGUAUUGGAAUAAAUGAAACGUUUAACCAGAGAGUAACACCAUCCACAUUUUCACCAGCUUUACCAAAUAUUAGAGGAUUUGGAAUAGGUCUCUCAAGAGGACUAGAUAUAAACAAUGAUGGUUACAACGAUAUUGCUGUUGGUGCGUAUCAAAGUGAAAAAGUCUUCGUACUUCAGUCCAAAGAAAUAAUUAUAUUUCAUGCUAGUCUUACAUCAGAUAUAAACUCAAUUUCCGUUGACAAGACAUCAAUAGUACCUAUUCGCUAUUGUGUUGGAUUUUCACCAAAAUCACCAAGUAGCAAACUAACAUCACUAACAUUUUCAAUAGAAAUAAUAGUUGAUGAUGUAGUGACGGAUAGAAAUGAUAAUAUUGCCAUUGAUAGAAGCAAGAAUGUUUGUAAUGAAUUUAAUGCUACCGCUGAUAAGCCAGUGGGCGACUUCGUUCCUUUCCAAAUCUCCCUUAGAAGCGAUGUGAUUGAUAACGUAGUGGUAGAAGGACCCAAAGUUGUAACUUUGUCAAUCCCUUUCAUACAUGGAUGUAGUUCAGCUAACUUAUGCAAGACGCAGCUCAGUAUGAAUAUUACACCAAAAAACUCUCAAAUAAUACUGGGACAAAAUGAUCACUUUGCUUAUGAUGUAAGUGUAAAAAAUGAAGGUGAACCCGGAUACCAAUGCCAAUUAAAUAUUACACUGCCAAAUGAACUUGGACUAGAAAAUGGUAAAGGAUGCUAUUCAGAUGGUCAUAAUAUUGUUAUAUGUAGACUUGGAAGCAAGCUGGAUAAUCUAACUAAAUCGAUCAACGUUAAUUUUGAUAUGCUCCCUAGUCCAAAUCUGAAUAAAAGGACCUUGGACAUCAAAUUUGAGUUAUCCUGUCUUCAUGGACAGGACACUGCAACAGAUACCGCAGCUAUAAUGAUUGAUAUUAUAAGCUCUCCAUUUAUUGAAGGAAAAACGUUGCAAGACACUAUAGAAAUUUUUCCUGAAGAUACAGAUCUACAAAAACAAUUGGAGACUGUUCAUAGUUAUACUGUAGCUAACACGGGAACAUCACCAGUUAGAUCUGAUAUAUACAUAUUAAUUCCAACAAUAACAAUUAAAGAUAAGAAAUUAUUUGAAGUUGUGGAAUCUACGAAAGACAGGGAUGUCAACAAAAUGCACUGUUCCCCAACAAAUAAUCCAGAAAUAUCCAACGUUAAAUAUAAUGUAUCAUCCCUCAUAAAAACACCUGAGAAUGAAACGGAGAUCGUCGAUUGUUUCAACAAAUGGAAAUGUGAAAUAUUGUUUUGCCAAGGAUCAAUUUUGAGAGACGACACCGAGACAACGGUUUUCAAUGUAAAACUUAAAACUAAUAGUGGACUUCUAGGUCAGUUUUUUAAGAAACAAACUCGUGGAAAAUUUAUUGCAGCUUUCGUCACUUCAGCAAUACAUACGUCUAACACCACGGUUACUGGACAUGCUUCCACUACAUUGCUGCUUUCCAAUGUUGUCAAAGCCGUUCCGAAUUGGGUUUACGUGGUGGCAACAAUUGUGGGUUGCCUAUUACUUGUAGUAUUAAUUUUGGUUCUAUUUAAAUGUAACUUCUUUGAACGAGAAUACAGAGAUAAACUGAUAGAAGAAAGGGAGUUGAUUGAGGAUAAUAAUGAGCGACUACCUGAACCUAUACAACUUGACCUUAUGGAAAUCCAGGAAGGGAAUGAAGGUGAUGCAAAUGAUGACGAGAUAACCGAAUCUAAAUAAUAAUUAUUUAUAUUAAUUGAUUGUACAUUUUAUAGUAAAUUAUGUGUCAUUUUCAUUAUAAAUAGUUAUAGUAAAGUUAUUAACAAUA
Molecule: messenger RNA, 3047 nt
Organism: Diabrotica virgifera virgifera (western corn rootworm)
Lineage: Eukaryota; Metazoa; Arthropoda; Insecta; Coleoptera; Chrysomelidae
Product: integrin alpha-PS5-like
Exons: 21
Coding region: 83-2959 (958 amino acids)
Biological process (GO): cell-matrix adhesion; cell-cell adhesion; integrin-mediated signaling pathway
Cellular component (GO): integrin complex; external side of plasma membrane
Molecular function (GO): integrin binding
Source: RefSeq, a predicted model, not a curated record